ACUGGCCUGACAUUUCCAGACCCACCCACCCUCACUCACUCAAAAGAUUUUACUUUCUUUAGUCUUGAAGUACUGCAAUUGGGCUAUCCUCCAUCUCUGGAGAACAUUGGAGGAAAAGGGUUUUCUACACUUUUCUUCUCCUGGCAGACAGAUAACCUAAAGAAAUGGUACCGCUUUCGCAAAUGUGAGGACUCGACAAAGAGAGCAAUCUGCAGUAAAGUUCCCCAGUUCUACUCCUAAUGGCCUACUCCAUGGCUGAUCUUGUGGCCUUUAUUUGGACAUUAGUAUUAUUGACCUCAGCAUGCUGCCUGACACAGGAACAAGAGGAACUUGCAGCCAAAGUACCAGGCCUAUCAGUCACAACUGUGAAAAAAGAUCUGAGGAAAAUGGAGUUAACCUGGGACAACAGUAACAAUACCACAACGCCCACUGAUGUAAAGAAAACACACAAUUCACCAGUGAUGGACAAGAACUAUAUCAAGAAAUUUUGCUGUGGCUUUUCUAAUUGUAAUUUGAGUCAUGAGGAUAUGUAUAUAGAUUCUCUGACUAUAUAUCAGAACACAUCCAAAAAAGAACUCAUUUUUAAUGACACUGGAGAAGAUACAGCUGCAAAAAACUUCUCCUGUUGUGUUUACAAAGUUUAUUUCAUGAAUUGCACUUGGACAGUAGGCAAAGCAGCUCCAAAUGAUGUGCAAUAUUACCUUUAUUCACAGAAUGCUAAGAAAAAACAAGAAAGAGAAUGUACUAGUUACAUAAAAGAUUCCCAGAAAAGGCAUGUUGGAUGUCACUUUGAUAAACUUGAUGGAUUCAUAGGCAAAGGUUACUUCCUUGUAACUGGUACCAGCAAAAGAAGAAAAAUCAAAAAUAUUUGUCCUAAGACUUCACUACUUUCAAUAGAAAUUUGGGUUGCACCAUCUAAUAUCACUGUGAACUGCUCAAAGUCAAAUUGUCUCAUACAGUGGCAGAAACCGGAAACAAGAGAUCAUAUUGGUGACUCUGAAUUUAAAUACCAGCUCUACAUACAAAAACAGGGCUUGCAGUACACUCAUAAAAAUCUGUUUGAGGUACAAGGAUCUGAAAAAAAUGAAUAUGACUUCCCAAAUUAUGACAUGGGAACAAAGUAUAUCUUGAAAAUAAGAGCAAGUCGUCGAGAUGGGAAAUGGGGUGAAUGGAGUGAACCUAUAGAGUUUGGAGGUUCUGAAGAACAAAAAAGAAGUUCUAUAUAUAUUUAUGUAUUGGUGGUAUUUGGGACAGCUGUCUUUGCAUUAAUUAUCAUAUUUAUCUUUAAAAGGUACUAUGUCAUGCAAAGGUUAUUCCCCCGGAUUCCUCAGAUUAAAGACAAAAUAAAUACCUGUAAUCACCUGGAUAAACAGAUCAUCUGGGAAGAAUUUAAAUAUUAUCCAGAAAAAUGUGAAGAAAUAAUGACUAUAGAUGUAAUAGGAUGAUGUCAAAUGGCCAGAGGAACAUAUGAAUUUCCCCGAUACUGCUACCCAUUGGAGUUUUAGGAAAUUGUAUUUUUACAUUUUGUUCAUCUAGGCAGAAAGGUAGUUUGGCAUAGUGGGUAGAGAACAAGCUUCUAAGCCAAGAACCUAUUCCUUCUCCAAAUAUUCUUAUUUCUGUUGAGGGCACACUACCCUUCCCAUUACCUAUGUUUGCAACCUUGGAAUCAUCAUUGACUUUUUCCUUUUGUACCCACCCCCAUCUCCAAUCAAUUGACAAAUGUUGUCAGUUCUGCUUCCACAACUCUUGAUUCCACCCCUUUCUCUCCAUUCACAUGUCCACUAUACAUCUGCUGGGCCUCUUUACUGCUUUCCUAGAUUGCUUUGGUUUUCCUACUUUCAGUCUGUCCCCAAUCCAAUCCAUCUUACACAUAGUUUUAAAAUUAAUAUGCUUAAUCCAACAGUAUAAAUACUACAGCAGCCCUUGGGCUGCUGUACCCAAUCCUCCUCCAUUAAGGGGCCCCUAAUUGAACCCAUGCAUGUAGUCCAGACUGAGUUUGGUUCUGGAGGAUUCAUAGCCUCUGGCAACAGAGGGCCAGACUACUUUUCUCCCACUCUUCAGCAGUUUAUGCUCCUACCCUGGGCAAGUAGGUAGUACAGUAGAUAGAGCGGCAGCCCUAGAAUCAGGAUGACCUGAGUUCAAAUACAGCCUCAGACAUUUACUA
Molecule: messenger RNA, 2164 nt
Organism: Vombatus ursinus (common wombat)
Lineage: Eukaryota; Metazoa; Chordata; Mammalia; Diprotodontia; Vombatidae
Gene: CSF2RA
Product: colony stimulating factor 2 receptor alpha subunit
Exons: 13
Coding region: 240-1445 (401 amino acids)
Biological process (GO): immunoglobulin mediated immune response; cytokine-mediated signaling pathway
Cellular component (GO): external side of plasma membrane; membrane
Molecular function (GO): cytokine receptor activity; protein binding
Source: RefSeq, a predicted model, not a curated record